Messenger RNA from Fusarium oxysporum Fo47, 414 nucleotides. RefSeq lists its product as uncharacterized. Bases 1 to 414 code for a protein of 137 amino acids. NCBI's taxonomy places the organism in Eukaryota, Fungi, Ascomycota, Sordariomycetes, Hypocreales, Nectriaceae. The transcript has 4 exons. The record is from RefSeq and is a predicted model, not a curated record.
AUGGUCGACGAAGCUCAUGAGAGAACGACGAACACUGACAUGUUGCUUGCUCUUCUGAAGGAACUCAUCCAACAAUGCAAGCAUCUGAAGCUUGUCAUCAUUACUUUGGUACUACCAACGUUUUCGAGACGAAAUGCUGUCCUCAUCCAGCAUCUGAAGACACCACCAAUUUGUUAUGACGCAGCCGUCAUAGACUGGGUCAGGCAUUUCGUCGAGAACAAGCCAAAAGACAAUAUCCUUGUUUUCAUGACGUCGGUGCCCGAGAUUGAGAGAAACGGCACCGCGCUCCGACGGGAUAUACCAGCGUUAAAAGGUGCUCCCGAUGCACUCUGCUCUUCCCAAAUAUGCACAGGACUCGGCAACCGGUGGUUCCGCCAGUCAAAUGUGCAUUGUUUAUGUCAUUGUGUCGCCUAG